AUCGAUUGGAUGCGCUUUUCGCUUUUCGCCAUGGCCCGCCUUGCCGGCGCCUUGCUGGUUUUGGCCUUGCCCCUGGCCUUCCUCCAGCCGAUCACGCGCGGACCCGAUGGCCGCGGGCUGAUCGCGCGGAGGGCGCUGCCUGGCAGGGCCAAGCUGCCGAUCUUCGGCGACACGCUGGAGCUCUUGAAGCCCGAGAACAUGGCCCAGUAUCAGCUGGACCGCCGCGAGCGCUGGGGCGGCUUCUGGAAGACCUCGGUGCUCUUCAAGCGCGCCGUGGUGGUUGUUGGUGCCAAGCAGAUGGCCGAGGCGAUGAAACAGGAGGCGCGGCCUGGUACCAUGGAGGCCUUCUUCCCGCCGCACCACCAGCGCCUCUUCGGUGUGAACUCGAUCCUCAUGGUGAGCGGCGCCUCCCAUCUGCGGCUGCGGAAUCUCAUCCAAAAGGCGCUGACGCCCAAAGCCAUCCAGCGCUACCAGGAGUACAUGGACACAAGCAUCGACGAGUUUGUGAAAGGAUGCAAGCAGUCCGAGGGCCAUUUCCCCAUGGUGCGGCAGCUGCAAGAGGCGAUGGUUCGGAUCGUGGUGAGCGCCUUGUUCGGCCAGAACGCCGACGAAGAGGAAGUGGAUCAGCUGAUUCUCAACCUGCGGGCAUGGGCAAAGGGACUGCUAUCUGCACCACUGACCUUCGUUCCUUGGUCGGCGGCCUCGCGCGCCCUACGCGCGCGAAAACGGGUGGAGGACACCUUGCGCAACUGGAUCUCGAGGAGCAAGGAGGAUGGCACGCUGCUCUCGCAGCUGCUCUAUGCCAAGGACGAGGACGGCAGUACGCUAUCCAUGGAGGAGGUCAUUGAUAACGUCUUCACCCUUGCGUUCGCAGGAACUGAUACCACGGCCAGCUCUUUGUCAUCUGCUUUCUUGAGGCUGUCGCGAGAUGUGGCGCUGCAAGCAGAGCUGCGGGCCGCUGUAGCAGAAGGCGACCCCGGCGACUCCUUGGGCGCCUUCCUGGGAGAGGUGCUGAAGGACAACCCGCCGGCGCCUUUCGCCAUGCGCCUGGUGAAGGAGCCUGUAAGCUUCUCCGGCGGGGAAGUUCCCAGUGGCUGGCUUGUGGUCUACGGCUUCGCCGGGCGCUGCGCCGAAGCCAAGGACUCGCAGGACUCGCAGGAGCUCUCCUCGAACCCCGCCUUCGGCGGGGGUCCCCGGCUCUGCCCCGGGCGGUUCUUGGCCACGGAAGCGGCGAAGCGGCUGAUGCAGGCUGUCCUGGGCCCAGAGGGCUUCACUUGGCAGCUGAAGGAGGGGCAGGACCUGCGUCAGCGCUACAUCCCGGGCUUCUUCCCCGCCGAUGGCUUGCUGAUGAAAGUGCAGUAAUCUGAGCGUGGGCGGGUGUAUCGUGAGCUCACAUGUCUUUGGUGCAUUUGCUUGGAUGUUAGGACUUUAACUUUUUGCCAA
Effrenium voratum is the source of this 1443-nucleotide messenger RNA. NCBI's taxonomy places the organism in Eukaryota, Dinophyceae, Suessiales, Symbiodiniaceae. The record is from the annotation of a GenBank genome assembly.